Molecule: messenger RNA, 1818 nt
Organism: Menidia menidia (Atlantic silverside)
Lineage: Eukaryota; Metazoa; Chordata; Actinopteri; Atheriniformes; Atherinopsidae
Source: the annotation of a GenBank genome assembly
AUGCUGAGCUCUGGGCCUCUGGGCCACAGAAGCCUGCUCUGCCUCACUAAACACGCCGAGGCCAUCAGGCCGUCCCGUCCGUCCAGGACCUGGCCUGCAGGGCCUGAUCUGACCGUCAGACAGGUCCCCACAGGAGCUCUGGGAUGGGAGACGGGGACUCUGUGGAAGCCUCCUCAGGCUGGCUGUGCUCAGGUGGACGGGGUCUGGGACAAAGAGGUGUUUCUCUAUAUGGUGUUCAUGCUUUGUGUGUACAUUUCCCUGGUGCUGACGCUGAGCAGAGUGGGACUGAGCUCUCUGCAGGAUAAGCAGACGGACUUUGGUCUGAGGGUCUUCGCCCAGUUGACCAAGAGCUCUGCAGAGAGAAGCCUGGCCUUCUCCCCAUAUGGAGUGGCCUCUGUCCUGGCCAUGGCGCAGCUGGGUGCAGAUGGAAGCACUUACCAGGCCUUAACUAAUGCUAUGGGCUUUUCUCUGAAAGAGCGGGGCAUGCCCCAGCAGCAGAGGCUGCUGCAGCGCAGCCUGGCCCGGGAGGAGGGCCUGGACAUAGCCAGCGGGGUGAUGGUGGAGAGGAAGAUGAGUCUGGAGAAGGGAUACCGUCGGGCCCUGGCCAAGACCUUCCGAAGCCAUCCGCACCAGGUGGAUUUCACCAACCCGGACCAGGCUGUUGACAUUAUCAACGCAUGGGUGUCGGACCACACCUCAGGUGCUAUCCCUGAGUUCUUGGCAUCCGGAUCUCUGAGUGAUGAGACUCGGCUGGUCAUUCUUAAUGCUCUCCACUUCCAGCACCUAUGGAAGGUUCCCUUUGACCCCAAACUCACACAGGAGAGGCUGUUCCAUUGUGCCAAUGGCAGCACUGUGCCUGUGCACAUGAUGAGACUCACUAACCGCUUCAACUAUGGUGAAUUUGUGACCCCUGAUGGAGUGGACUAUGAUGUGAUAGAGGUGCCGUAUGAGGGGGAUUCAAUGAGCAUGCUGUUGGUGUCCCCCUUUGAGCCGGAGGUUCCACUGAGCGCCCUCAGUGCAGACCUCAGCAGCCUGAGGAUCCAGCAGUGGAGGUCAGAGAUGAAGAACGCCAAGAGACAACUGGCCAUGCCGAGGUUUUCUCUGAGCUCUGAGGUGAAUUUGAAGACUGCUCUGCGUGACAUGGGGCUGGGACACAUCUUCAACCUGGCUACUGCUGACUUCACACGCAUAACCUCGGACGAGAGGCUCUGUGUGUCAAAGGUCCUGCAGAGGGUGAAGAUUGAGGUGAAUGAACAGGGAACCAAAGGAGCAGCAGCAACAGCUGCCAUCAUGUUCUCCAGAAUGGCCGUUGAAGAGAUCACUCUGGACAGACCGUUCCUCUUCCUCAUUCAGCACAAGCAUACUGGUACCAUCCUGUUCAUGGGUCAGUUCAACCAACCUCAAUAACUGGAAGUGAGAAGCCUUGCAUCAUCUCACUGUGUGUGACUACUGCUGCUCAGACCCCCCCAUGACCGCCAGGCACAUCAUCACAAGACCUGCUCAACUCAAAUGUGUUCCACACUGAAAAGACCGAAUCAGAGAAAGUUCCAUUCAGAAGGACUUCAGCUCAAUUUGUGUCAGCACUGUCUGAGACUUCUUUCUUUUUUAACAUAUUCGCUGUUAAUUUCUUUCCCUAAAUAUUUGUCUUGUUUAAAACAAAAGACACCGAUACACCUCUUGGAGAUAUUUUGUGCCUGACAGACUCCUUCCUCUAGUCAUAAAAAAGGAUAUUUUAUUAUCCAUUCUUGCAGGUUGUUAAUGGAGCUGUGUGUUUUUGUCAGUUGUGUUGUUGUUACAAAGCUAUAUUUGUAUUUUUGC